AUGAAUGCAGCUGGGUGGUGGAGUAACUAUGGUGGUAGUACACCAAACUUGAAGAAGAUGGCAAUUAGGAUUCUUUCAUUGACUAUAAGUUCAUUGGGUUGUGAGAGGAAUCGGAGUACAUUCGAAGGGGUGCACACUAAAAAGAGGAAUAGACUUGACUCGGAAAGAUUGAAUAACUUGGUGUAUGUUCAAUUCAAUGCAAAACUUGUCUACAAGAAGCAAAAAGUGAGCAAUGAUAAAGAUGUCCUUCAAGCAUAUGAUUGUACUAAAGCUCAACAUUGGUUGGUUGAUGGUGUUGACGACGAGAGUGAUGUUGAUCCAGUGAUCGGAGCAACAUGGGAGGUACUUGAUCAAGCGGUGGAAGUGAAUGAAGUGCUUCAACCUAGAAGGAGCACUAGGAAUGCAAGAGAAAUUGGUGAGGAAGAGUUUGUGUCGGAGGAGUCGUCCGAAGAAGAUGAUGGAUGUGACUUUGAGUCCAAUGAAGAAAGAGAUGUGCCUCUAGUGGAGGAGCGAGAUGAGAUUUUUGAGAAUGAUGAUUGA
This is a messenger RNA of Tripterygium wilfordii, 540 nucleotides long. RefSeq lists its product as uncharacterized. The coding region runs from base 1 to 540 and encodes 179 amino acids. Lineage: Eukaryota; Viridiplantae; Streptophyta; Magnoliopsida; Celastrales; Celastraceae. Gene Ontology annotation, molecular function: protein dimerization activity. The record is from RefSeq and is a predicted model, not a curated record. The transcript is spliced from 2 exons.